GGAGAGGAGCAAACAUACUUAGGGCCAGCACUGAAAAUCCAGAGACGGUGAGAGAGGACAGAGAGGGAGGGAAUGAGAGACAGACACCAAGAUUGAUCAAAGAUCAAAAGAUUUGAAAAGCAUCCAGCUCCUAUAUGCCAGCUCUAUGGCACUCCACGUUCUUCCUGGGGAUUGUGCUGCUUGCCAUCAGUAGGCCCAGCCUGGCAUCUCAGGCAGGUAAUGAUGACCGUCAGAUGGGCACAGAGCACAGGACUGACAAGGGCACAGAAAAUGGAACAACGAACCUUAUCACCACCCUGCCCAUCGUCACCUGGAACUGGCAUGAAAUUCAAUUCCCGUACCUGAUAGUAGUCUGGAUCCUGGUCAGCUGGCUCUGCAAACUCGUGUUCCAGCUGAUCCCCAGCCUGACCAGUGUGAUCCCGGAGAGCGGCCUCCUCAUUUGCAUCGGUUGGGGCCUGGGCGGCAUCAUCUACGGGGCAGACAAGGUGCAGUCCUUCAGGCUGCAGCCCUUCAUCUUCUUCUUCUACCUGCUGCCGCAGAUCGUCCUGGACUCGGGCUACUCCAUGCCCAACAAGCUGUUUUUCAGCAACUUGGGCUCCAUCCUGGUUUACGCCGUUAUUGGCACCUGCUGGAACGCUGCCACUUUGGGACUUGCCCUUUGGGGUUGCUGGUUGGGCGGGGCCAUAGGUGAUAUCGACACUGGUCUUCUGCAGUUGCUGUUGUUUGGGAGUCUGAUUGCUGCUGUGGACCCCGUGGCUGUGAUCGCCGUGUUUGAGGAGGUCCAUGUCAACGAGGUCCUGUACAUCCUGGUGUUUGGGGAGUCCCUUCUCAACGACGGCGUCACAGUGGUGCUGUUCAAUGUGUUUAAUGCAUUUGUGUCGCUUGGAGGGGCAAAAAUCGACGCUGUAGAGAUCAUCAAAGGCAUAAUCUCGUUCUUCGUGGUGGCGGUUGGAGGCGCCCUGGUUGGUGUCGUCUUUGCUCUGCUGAUCUCGCUCCUAACCAGAUGCACCAAGAACAUCCAGAUCAUCGAGCCAGGCUUCAUCUUCAUCCUGGGCUACCUCUCUUACCUCACAGCCGAGAUGCUCUCGCUAUCUCCUAUCCUGUCGUGUACGUUCUAUGGCGUCUGCUGUCAGAAGUAUAUCAAUGCCAACAUGGACGAGAGGUCAGUCAGCACGGUACGAUACGCAAUGAAGGUGUUCGCAAAUGGCUCAGAGACCAUCAUCUUCGUCUUCCUCGGCAUCACGGCCAUAGAUCCAUCUAUAUGGGUGUGGAACCCAGCCUUUAUCUUCCUCACACUCCUCUUCAUCUUUGUGUUCAGGUUCAUAGGGGUCUUUUUUCUCACCUGGAUUCUCAACCAAUACCGACUGGUUCCCUUGGAGUUUAUUGAUCAGGUAGUGAUGGGCUAUGGUGGCCUACGAGGGGCAGUAGCCUAUGGCCUUGUGGUCUCACUGGAUGAGAAAAAGUACAAGGAGAAGAACAUGAUGAUCAGCACCACCCUCCUAGUGGUGUACUUCACUGUCAUGCUGCAGGGAAUAACCAUGAAACCACUGGUCAACUGGCUAAAAGUGAAGAGAGCAGCAGUGACCGAACGCACACUAGCUGAAAAAAUACAGAAUAGGACCUUUGACCAUAUUCUUGUCGCCAUAGAGGAUAUUUCUGGACAAAUAGGACAUAACUACAUGAGGGACAAGUGGAAUAACUUUGAGGAGAGGUGGUUGUACUGGCUCUUGAUGACACCCUCUGCUAAGAAGUCUUGUGACCACAUAUUCAACAUCUUCCACAGACUCAACCUCAAGGAUGCCAUGAGCUAUGUGAAAGAGGGUGAACGCAGAGGCUCAUUGGCGUUCAUUCGGAAAGAAACCAAGGUUGAUGUGGAUUUCUAUAAGAAGUUUGGUGCCAACUUCUCAGAGAUGAUGCCUUACAUCAUGAAAGAAAAUAUGGGAUCGGAUCAUGUUCCAGUCUCCUCCAUCUUAUGGGACAGUAUGCCCUCUGUCUGCCUGGACAUGCAUGAGCAGGACCUGAAGAUGAGGGAGUCAGAGGACUUUAAUGCACACCAUCUACUGCAGCAGCACUUGUACAGAGGCAAAAAACAGCACAGACACAGGUGCAGUCGGAAGCACCUCGAAGUCAACAAGGACAAGAAUGAGGUGCAAGAGAUCUUCCAGAGAACCAUGAGGAGCCGUCUAGAGUCCUUCAAGUCAGCCAAAAUAGGUGUCACUCCACCCAAGAAGAUAACCAAUCAUCUAAAGAAAGACCAGCCACAAAAGAUGCCACAUGGAAAAUCCACGGAUAACAGUCAAAGCCAUGCUUAUGGUGAUGAAGAUUUGGAGUUUUCUGAGGGAGACAGUACCUCUAGUUGCGAGGCUGCUGACGGUUCAUUCCCCAUGAGAGCCUGUAGAGGUGCUGGAAUCCUGAACCCAGCCUUCAAUGCAAAGAUGGACCCCGUGCCACGAAUGCAGCAGAUUCUGCCAUUGGCUGAAACCCGAGGUGGACAGCAGCGCCGUGGUCCCUUCUCAGAGGGCUCAGCUGAGACUGCCCUGGACACCUAGAGUUAGAAGUUCAUCUAGGGGUCAUGAUUGAGGCUGUACCAAAUGAUUGAUGUAUUAGAAUAAUUGAUUAUGCUUAUGUUGCAUUAAUAGAAGGGGAGGGUUUAUAAGACCCCUCCCUCUUUACAUUUAUAGGGUCCUAGAGUAGAUGAACAAUAUAUAUACAUGGGGUUUUAAUAUUGUUCCACAGUUGUUUUCUAGUUCUCUCUCUCUCUGCCUCUUAUAAAGAGACCCCUCUUUAUAAUGCAGAGGUGUGACUGAGACAGAACUCUGCAGGGGAGUGUAGGAGAUAAGACUAGUCAGACAUUCCACCAUAAAUCAACUUUAACAUUUACUGCUAAGCUUUUAGAUAACACACUAAAAGCAUUGUUUUUAUAGCUGUGUGGGCAUGGUUUUGUUCUCAUGAGUAAAAGAUAAUGACGUAGGCAGUGACAUCACGAGGGCUGGACUUCGGGUUUGAUAAAAUAACUUGGGACCUUUUCUUUGAUGCAGAACUUACUCAGAAACAUGCGUGCUAUGUUCUUGAUUGUCAACUUCUGUCUGCAAUUGCAUUAAAGGUUUUUGAAUUAUUUAAUUAAAGAUAGUCAUAAUGCUAAUUUCACCAAUGAGCCAAUGAUUGACAAGGAACAGGAACGAACCCUAACACUAGCAACCUCCAACGCCCUGGCAUCGCUGCACCUAAUCACCCACUCCUUCCUGCUAUAUACACCAUUUCUUACUGUGUUUAGUUGUGGGUUAAGUUUUUCAAAGGAAUAGGGACAGUACUGUAUGCAACUUCAUCGUAACACAGGGAGAUAAUGAGACCAACACCAAAUAAGAAUGAUUGGACAUGUGACCUCGCAGUCCAAAUCCAUGGUCAAUACUGACUCGGUUUACCUGACAAAACCAAUCCCCUAAACAACCCAGGCUUUGACUCCCAUGGCUUAGAUCCCAU
Oncorhynchus kisutch (coho salmon) is the source of this 3480-nucleotide messenger RNA. Its product is annotated as sodium/hydrogen exchanger 3-like. Gene Ontology annotation, molecular function: potassium:proton antiporter activity; sodium:proton antiporter activity. The record is from RefSeq and is a predicted model, not a curated record. Lineage: Eukaryota; Metazoa; Chordata; Actinopteri; Salmoniformes; Salmonidae. Gene Ontology annotation, cellular component: brush border membrane; plasma membrane; apical plasma membrane. Bases 135 to 2549 code for a protein of 804 amino acids. The transcript has 16 exons. Gene Ontology annotation, biological process: proton transmembrane transport; potassium ion transmembrane transport; regulation of intracellular pH.